UUUCACAUUGACUGCAACUCCCAUCAAAUUAAAUGCAGCUCGUGACUUUCCCCGAUUCUAGGACUGUAUUAUUUAAGCAGAGACGGCAGAUGGAUUGACCUCCAGCACUCAACGUGUCUAUCUGGCGCGGUGCUGCUGCUAGUUUAUAUGGCUUGUCUUCUGCGUAACACAGGAUGCGCAGAGAUGGACCACAGUGGACAGGACAACAUGAGAUAUUUAUGAAAAGUUUCCCCGAAGAAUCCGUCCUCGCCCGGAUCAAGAAGGACAAUGUCUGUGAAUAUCUCGAGCACACUUCAACCCGCGCUCUUUACCUACAAUGUUCCAGCGCUCGUGUUUGGGAUUUUGCUUAUCAUUGUUAUCAUCUGUGGAAAUGUGCUCGUGUGCCUUAGUGUUUACAAGGAAAAAGCGCUCAAGACGACGACAAACUAUUUCAUCGUGAGUUUGGCUGUGGCAGAUUUGCUGCUAGCAGUUCUGGUUUUACCCCUGUUUGUCUAUGCUGAGUUUCAAGGAGGUGUUUGGUCCUUGGAUGUGUCUGUCUGUGAUGGACUGAUGACUAUGGAUGUAAUGCUGUGUACAGCGUCUAUAUUCAACCUGUGUGCAAUCAGUGUGGACAGGUUUAUAGCUGUGUCCAUCCCGCUGAACUACAACAGAAAACAUGUUGACUAUCGGCAAAUUAUCUUACUGUCUGCGACGUGGCUGUUGGCGCUGGCCGUCGCAUGUCCUGUCAUCUUCGGAAUAAACAAUGUUCCCCAAAGAGACCCCAGUGAAUGCAAACUCGAGGACAACAAUUAUGUGGUGUAUUCAUCCGUCUGCUCCUUUUUCAUCCCGUGCCCCAUUAUGCUCAUGCUGUACUUUGGGAUGUUCCAUGGUUUGCGCAAGUGGGAAGAAGCACGCAAAGCCAAACUGAGGAACAGUAUCCAAGCCUGCCGGAGUUUACAGCACGCUGCAGUGGCUGCUGCACUCCCGCCAUUAGGGGCUCUGCCUGCGUCUCUGCCCCGGGUCAUUGAGAGAGAUUUGGCCCAGUCUAGUCUUGAAGAACUUGACGACUUCACUCAACCCGUUUGCCCCUUCCCACCAGAGUAUAAAAACAGUGCAAUACAAACUGUGGCCUACUCUGACAUUCAAUAUGGCCACACAGCCCAAAGAAAGAAGAGGGCUAAGAUCAAUGGAAGGGAGAGAAAAGCCAUGAGGGUUUUACCUGUUGUUGUGGGUGUUUUCCUCUUCUGCUGGACUCCUUUCUUUGUGGUUCACACCACUCGAGCUCUGUGUGAAUCCUGCCACAUUUCUCCAGACCUGAUGAGCACAGUGACAUGGCUGGGUUACGUGAACAGCGCUCUCAACCCAAUUAUCUACACCGUCUUCAACACUGAAUUCAGGAAAUUCUUCCGAGGAUUUCUACCUCGCUGCUGCUGCUGACAUCCACCGUAAAUGAUGCUGAAGACGUUUAUACUCGUGAACUCAACUGUACUGAUUUAUUUUGUUUUUUUUAUUCUGCCAAUACUCUGUCUGUUUGUGCCUACAAUGUACUGCAUCUGUAUUUUAUAUACUGUACAGCGAACUGUCUUUUCAGUACAAAAGAUAUUCUCAGUGGUGCCUGCCUGGAACAUUUCUGCAUCUUAAAACAACGCCAUGCCAUGCUGUUAAAAUAUGCCUCAGUCUGAGUUCACUUUAAGCGCCCCAUUAAAGUUUAGGAGCUCUAGUAUGAUAGGUUCACAUCCAUCCAAGAUCAGAAAAACACAAUUUUACCUUAAAAUACAUUGCAAGAGCGUCUUAUAUUCUCAGUAUAUUCUCACCAUUUUUUUUUUUAAAACAUAUUUCUAAAGGUGCCACUGACUUUAAAUUUUCUCCGGAUAUUGGUAACAACCAAAGAAAUCCAUAAAUACAAAGAAAACUAGUUUACAAAUUAUGUGUAAUAAAUGAAAUGACAAGAAACAGUAUUGAACACAUGAGAGAGGUGUAGAAAGGCAGUGAAAGCCCAGACAGCAGCUGAAAUCUCUCAGUAGUUCUUCAGCAACCAAAUUAGUUGCUUCAGUCCAACAUCUACACUAGCAAGAUGAAACCAGGGUGGACAUUUCAGCAAGACAAUGAUCCAAAACACAACCAAGGAAACUCAAAUGCUUUCAGAGAAAGUAAAAUUAAACUGUAGAAUGGUCCCAACAAUUACCUGACUGAAUCCAAUAGAGAAAACAAAAUAAAGAUCAGAUUUGAUAGACGAGACCCACAGAACCAUCACGAUUUUUACACUUUGUUGAAGUCUGUAAUAAAUAAUCAGACCUGAGCAAUU
This is a messenger RNA of Danio aesculapii, 2284 nucleotides long. RefSeq names its product dopamine receptor D4b (gene drd4b). Gene Ontology annotation, cellular component: plasma membrane. Lineage: Eukaryota; Metazoa; Chordata; Actinopteri; Cypriniformes; Danionidae. Gene Ontology annotation, biological process: adenylate cyclase-inhibiting dopamine receptor signaling pathway; adenylate cyclase-activating adrenergic receptor signaling pathway. Gene Ontology annotation, molecular function: G protein-coupled receptor activity; dopamine neurotransmitter receptor activity, coupled via Gi/Go. The transcript has 4 exons. Bases 268 to 1416 code for a protein of 382 amino acids. The record is from RefSeq and is a predicted model, not a curated record.